Anisakis simplex (herring worm) is the source of this 1327-nucleotide messenger RNA. NCBI's taxonomy places the organism in Eukaryota, Metazoa, Nematoda, Chromadorea, Rhabditida, Anisakidae. The record is from the annotation of a GenBank genome assembly.
CCGUCCGAGUGACGAACACGUCGUCAUCACUGAAACUGAAAUGGAAGAAAUUUGUGAGGAAGAUGACAACAAUUUCAUUCUCUUUAGGGAUAAUACAACAUUCCACGGUGUCAGAGACUUAUUGAUCUCUCGAUCGUUAUUCAUGCAAAUUAUUUGGAUCACCCUCAUAAUGCUAGCGCUUAUAUUCGCUGUUCAUGGAUCUUAUAUGAUAUUCAGUGAAUAUAUUGCUCGUCCUGUUGUCGUAUCAUAUUUUAUUCAGGAAGCGGGGCGUCGUCUCGCACUUCCAGAUAUUGUGAUAUGCCCAUUCAAUCGAUACAAUCGAUCGUAUCUGGAAGAGCUGAAUGUGAGUCGAGGACUGGCUCAGUAUCUGGAACUAUCAUACCCCAGUCCGAUGCUUCACUCAUUUCAGACACGUCAAUACACUGAAACUGUGGCCAACAUUGAUCGUUUUGAUUUUGAACUAGAGAUGCUGCUUAAAAAACUCGGCAAUAUAUCAUUCACGCAAUUCAUUAAAAUGGUUCACAUUUUUGUAAAGUGUUUUACCGAUCGAGUUGAAAUAUAUCAGUGUUCACUUACCUAUAUCCAGCAAUUUACAUAUUCAACAUUGGAUUGUUCAGCCUUCUUCGAGAACAAAGCAGUAUGUGAUAAUUUAACAGAAACAAUGUCUUCUGCUGGCAAAUGCUUCAGGAUACCAGGUAUUGACCAAGAAGGAGACGGUUUCGGUUACGGUGCGAGAUUUGUCAUAAAACUGCCAAACCAUUUAUACAAUCCAGGCGUCAAUCAAAUGCUCAACGAUGGGAUUGCCAUAAAAUUAGCCGAGAGAAGCCGUGGAAUCGAUAAUGAUCUAACCUUUAUACCAUCGGGUGUUCAUGCAAUCAUGCCACUAUCGGCAACCAAAUAUGAAUUCAUGAACGAUCCACCUCGUUAUAUGUGCGAAGAAGAUGCAGAUCCCACUUAUAGCAGAGUUUGGUGUUUUGAAGUUUGUUUAACGCAAGCGUCCGAAGAUGUAUGCAACUGCUCACUGGCAGCCGCAACAGUGCUACGGAAACCAUCGAUUUGCACAACGAAACAAUUCUUUCACUGUUUUGCAGUACAACUUUUUUCGGUGAAUAAUACACACAUUGUUGAGCGAUGCAAAGAGCAAUGCAAACCGCCUUGCUCAUAUUGGCAUUUCCAAAAAACAGUCAGUUAUGCGCAUUUCCCGGCUAAGCACACUCGCUAUAUAGUGGACAAUGACACUGAAUGGGAAACCCUGCAAAAUACAAUCAUCCUUGAGGUGACUGCAUUUUCAGUUGUUUUUUUCUUGCAUUUCAUAUAUCGUUUAUAG